AUGGACGUUAUAACUAUUACAGAAACUUUGCUUAAUUCAAUUAUUCUCUUUGAGACACAGUGCAAGACUGAAACAGUUGACAUAAGAAACAAAGUACCCAAGACGUGUUAUUUGUUUACUGGCUUAAAACAAAAAGGAGUCAGAGUCAGAGAUAGAGAUAAUGUAUGGCCUAAUAUCACUCAUGUGUUUUCUGUAGCUGUAAAUAGAAAAAUCGAUAUUUGCCCUUUCAAACCAACGUCAAACUCAGUCAUAUAUGAUAACUACUUAUACGAAAAAGUCUAUAAAAAGACAACCCGAUUGACAGGCAAGAAGUUCAAACCUUACGCACAUUUGUCUUUUUCUCUUACAUUGAACGAGGAUACUCCAUUUCAAGUCCUUGCUGUCAAGGCAAAAAGGCAAGCAACCGGAUGGAGUCCAGAGUUAUUUAAACCCUUAAAAGACCUGGUCACUAAAGUCUAUACAAUUUCCAUACCAACCUAUGCACUUAGCAAGUAUAUAUUCCUUGCCGACCUGGCACGCGACCCAUCCUUCGACAUUAACGGAUAG
Phycomyces blakesleeanus NRRL 1555(-) is the source of this 546-nucleotide messenger RNA. RefSeq lists its product as hypothetical. Bases 1 to 546 code for a protein of 181 amino acids. The transcript is spliced from 5 exons. The record is from RefSeq and is a predicted model, not a curated record. NCBI's taxonomy places the organism in Eukaryota, Fungi, Mucoromycota, Mucoromycetes, Mucorales, Phycomycetaceae.